CGGGCGAUAGCAGCUGCGCAGCUAUCGACCAACCUUCGGCGCUCGUGGUUGUGGUGUCGGUUUUACGCGUAUUUUUUUUCCAAAAUAACUUUCGUAGUCGGUGUGCUCACUCGAUCGGUGUGACGGUGUAGUUUGGUAUAGCAGUGAUUUAAUCGAAACGGUUUAGUGUGUCGUCGUUCGUAAUACUAUAUAGUGCGCGUGAGUUCGUUAUACAUUCGGGAAAAACUUUACCUAUCUCGACAUUUGUAAUUCGUUUCGAAUGGCUUCUCAAAGUCCAGUGGUGUCCGAAUUCGCGGGAUUUUCUUUGGUUUUCGUAGUUGUUGUUGGGUCACAGUGUGCGUAAUAAACGAUGACCGUAGGGCCCAUGACACGGAACGGUGAAUGUAAGAAGUUCUCGCCCAACAUAUUCAACAAGUCAAAAUGUACCAAUUGCUUCAGGCAGAAGGAGGAACACAGCGCCGAAGCCUUGGAGAGCAAUCGGGCUACGAGGAAGGCUGUGAAAUGCGGAUAUUUGUUCGUUGCACCUGGGCGAGACUUUACCAACCCCAUCAAUCGAACAAAGAGAUGGCAGAGAAGGUGGUUUGUGCUGUUCGACGACGGAGAACUGAUUUAUUCGCUGGACGAACACCCGGACACCGUACCGCAGGCCAGACUGGACAUGUUCACAGCCAUCGCUGUGGAAGAAGCUGACGAAGCGACCGGAAACCCACACAGCUUAGCCGUUACAUCCUCUGACCGGAGUAUUCACUUCGUCAGGGGAGCAUGCAGGGAAGAAGCCAAGGGUUGGAAAGACGUACUUACCUCAUACAUGCGUCAUACUACUCAGAUAACUCCGACAACCAACAGCGGCGUACAAAAGCACAAGCGGAACUCGACGUUCCCUGGUCCAAACACUACAUCCGGCGCACUGAAUGGACCGGUGGUAGUCAGAGCCACUACCAUUUCUACGAGUACAAAUUUGGCUAGUCAUCAGCAGCAAACGACGGGAUGGGUGACCAUGGCGCCAAGUGUACCCGAUCGGGACCAAAGACCACGUUCAUCAACAGCUCCCGUUAUCGUGGCCACAGUCCCUACAAACAAAACAGACCGAAAAAUUUAUUCGAAUUCACCACCUACUCGGGAAAAAGUUCGCACAGAUGAUAAUGUACGACAUAGGUCCACUGAACAACAUCGGUCAAACUCCAGUCUGUCUCAGACAUCUUCUUCCGGGUGGGAUCAGACCGAUUCAACAGAUUGCGUUACCAGAAGAUUGUUGAUCGAGGAGUACGAAAGUGAAUGUAAGCUAAAAGAAAUCGCUGAUUCGAUCAGUCGGUUACAUCCUCGAAAUAUAAGUAAUGGGAUAUUAUCCAAGCCUAGAAACAUGGAGCCUACGAGGGAUUCAGAUGUUACCAAUCAAAAACAGGUGCGUGGAGAUCCGGACGGCUGUGGAUUGGAUUUGUCUUUACGAUACUCGCCUAGUUCAGAACUUAGAGUUGAUUUACCUACUGAGGACUUAUUGAAUAUAAAGAAAGGCUGGCUUAUGAAACAAGGAAGCACAUCAGAUGAAUGGAACAAACAUUGGUUCGUAUUGAGGGGUUCUGCGUUAUUAUUUUACCGCGACCCAACGGCUGAAGAUCAAGGCAUCUUAGACGGUGUAGUUGAUUUAAGUUGCGUAACUACUGUUAGUGAAGUGCAAGUCAACAGGAAUUAUGGGUUUCAAACAAUCUCUUGGGAUGAUAAAAAAGUUAUAUUAUCAGCAAUAACGUCUGGAAUACGAACCAAUUGGGUAUCAGCCAUACGAAGAUCUGCUGGGCUUACUGAAGAAAAUAUGACUAAACCUUCUUUGGACGGUACAUUGUCUUCUUCGAGGUCGAUAGUUUUUUCUUCUGAUGAUGAAUAUAGAACAGCGUCUGAAUGUGGAAGACGGGAAAGUAGUGAUUGGGGUGAUACUUUACCACCGUCGCCUCCUCUGAACCGAACUCCAAUAUCAAAAGUUAAGGAACGAGCUAGAGGUGGUCCUAGAAGUAGAAUAUUUACCGGAGGAUCUCUAGCUGCCAAACGUUCAAAAUCUUCUCCUCCCGUAUCUCCAAGAAGUAUAUCUGAAAGUUCAAAGUCUGACGAACUUUUGCUAUCGUCGUGUGCAGAAUCUGACGAUACUAAGAGCGAUCGAAGUUCAUUAGUGGGCCGAGUAGGGAAACAAACAGAUGACCUGGUUGAUGUGAAAAAACAACUAACUAGUGUAUUGUGUCAGUUGAGUAAUGCUGAGCAAGAGUUGAUAAGACUGCGACAACGUAGACAUGAUGUGUUAGCGUUACAAAAACAAAUAGAAACGAUGGGAACGUCGUUAAAAAUGGCCGAGGACAUGAUAAAACAGAAAUCAGACCAAUUGGUGGAAUUCGAUUCAAUGAAAAAAAUUUAUAGAGAUGAAAAGAAAAACUGGGAAACGACUUUGUGUUCAGUGCAAAAUGAGUCGGAAAAACACCUCGAGGAAUUGGAAAGAACUAGAGAACAAGUUUCUAGACUUCGAGGCACUCUAGCAGAUGUAUCCGAUCGAUUAGCUAGAGGCAUCGAAGAAAACGAAUCUCUUUACAGGAGGGUUCGUGAACUAGAAGGUCGGUCAGUGCCAAUAAAUGCAUCUAUCCGGGAUAGCCGAGCUAGGAGUUUAGAUUCACUUAGUGAUUUAACUAAUAUUGAUUUAGACUUGGAUACUGAAAACAUGGAUAAAGAAAGGAUUAUUGAAGAAUAUGAAGAUUUACGCUGUAGAUUCGAAAAAGCUGUUCAAGAAAUAAGAGCAAUGAAACGCGAACUUAGAGAAUCAAACAUUCAAACUGAUUGUUUGGAAUUAGAGUUGAUUAAUGCCAGACAAGAUUUACAGAUUAGGCAGCAAACGUACGAGGCUCAAGCUUCUAUGAUGGCAGCUAGAAUUCAAGAUUUAACUACAAAACUUACUGCAGCUGAUAAACAGAUUCGAUUGUUAAAACAAAAACUUACCAAAACGGAGGGGCGUGAAAAACGUCGUUCUUUGUCUCUCAAAGGACGUGAAUCGUUUACUAUAUGCAAAGAGUUAGAAGAGAAACUAGUGGAUUUGGAAAAGAAAAUAGGUAAACUCGACGUAACUAAUGGUAAUACAAUAGAAAAGUCCGAUUCCAAAGAUACGGGAUGUCGAGCCAGCACAGUUGCGUCUAGGCUGCGCCGGAAGUCAUUAGAUAGCGCAACGAGUAGUGAACCUAUGAAAGUGCUUAUUAGAAUGACUUCUUUAGAAAAUAGAGUCACUGACAUGCAAAAGGCUAAUUCGGAUACCAUGAAUAUUAUCGUAGAAGAUGGUAUUGAUACUAAAGAAGCUGAAAUCUGCAAAAUCGAAUGCGCUUGGCGUGCGAAAAUGAGCGAGAUUGCAUCCAAAAGAAGAAAACUUCAAAACGAAGGCCGUUUGGACGAUGAAGCGAGAACAACAUUAUUAGCUGAAAAAGUUGCGACUGAAUCGGUUUUUUUAAACAAAUUAAGGCAGUUAAUUAAAAAUGACAUUGCAGUAGAGGCAACAAACCGAAUUAAAAACCGACUCGACUCUAAUAUCGAAUUAAUCGCGGAAGUAGAUAAAAUAGUUGGAAUAAAAAAUAACACCGAAAAAAGAGUAAAAGAAUUUAUGGACAACAGGUUGAGUUUAAUACAAAAAUACAAAUGGGAUUCUGAUGAAGUGAGAACCAUCGCUUAUGACUGUUUAGAAAACAUUGUUACGGACACUGAGAUGCACAUGGCAUUAGAUUAUUAUUUUAAAACGCAAGAUUUAUCUGACAAGGGAAGCGUCAUGCUGAUCCAAUGUGUAAUGAAUAGAGGGAAAUUGGAAACGUGGUUGAAUGAAGUUCGGAAUUCAAUCGAAACAAAAAUUGACGAAGUCUUGCAGAAUUUACCGACUAAGGCGAAACGUACUGAGGAAAAAAGUUGUUUAGAGGAGUAUUUCGAAGUGGCAGUGUUGCAUUGUAUGCUAGAGUCCGGUUUGAACCUGGUGGAAAAGACUCCAAAAUGUAAAACUGACAUGGACGAAGGCGAAGCUCUAUCCGAGUGCCAAUAUCUAGCGGCCAAAAUGUAUCAGUGUUUGCCUCCGGUAGACGAUAAGCGAAUGUUGCAUGACAGUCUGGGAGGAGUUGAAACCGAAGUGAUGGCUUUACGGUCAUGCAUGGAAGAGAUAAUUGAUAAGCGGCAGUUGAAUGGACCUGUGUCUGACCCACAGCCUUUACGCAAUGAAAACAAGACCACGUCUUGGAUAGAAGAUGUGUGUAACAAAUGUCACGAUUUGCGCAUGCAAAUAGCCUCACUACAAAUGUAUCUAGCACAGUGCCAGGAAUGUCAGAGAUGUAUUUAUCUACAGGAAAAAAUCAAGGGAUAUGAACAGGAACGCGAUGUCGAACUGGAAGCCGUUAAUAAGCAGCACCAAAUGGAUGUGGCUGAACUAAAGAGUCGUUUGGAGGAGGAGAAACGAAAAUUAUCGGCCGUAAGCGACCAAGAACAAAAUGUACUUAAGGACCGAGUAAGAAAAUUAGAAAAACGCCUAAGCGCACUAGACUCUGAAUACAGCCAACAAAUGGAUAAUUUAAGAUUAUCCUAUCAAAUUUCGUUGGCUUCAAAUGAUUCGUCCAACAGUAUUAUGACAGAAGAAUCAACCAAGCUGAGGUAUCAAACGGAAAUCGAACAUUUAAGGGCAUUAUGCGAAAAAGGUCUUUUGGCAAUGGAAAACUCGCAUAGACGUAUAAUCGUCGAACUGGAGGAAAAACACCGCCAGGAGACCGAAUCGUUAAAACUGGAAAAAGAACAGGCACUUGCCGAAGAAACCCACGCGACUUUGGCCGCGUUGGACGCGAUGAGAAAAGCGCACGAGGCUGAAGUGCAAAAAGAAGUGACCAAGUUCAAGACUGAAUUUUUGAAAAAGAUCCAAUCCAAUCACGACAUCGGUGCUCUGCAUAAAGAACAUGAAGCCGAAAUGGAAGAGAUCAAAAAAGAAAUUCUCUCGUUGUCCGAAAAGUAUUCAAUCAAGUGCGUCGAGUCGGCAAACCUGGAAGAAGAACUGAAAUCGGCCAACUCGCAACUGGCACAAGCCCAGCAGCAGAUCAUGCAAUUGGAUUCCAGGAACAAGCAACUCCGUGCACAUUUGGUGUCCGAAACCAACGAUAAUAAUAUGUCUUCAGACUUCGAAAUCACGACGGACGCUGAACUAGGCCGAUUGAAGCAAGACAUACUGCAUGGUGAAUCGCUUGACAGCAUUUUGAACAGUUUUGAACAGUACGACGCGACGGUGACGCGGGUCGACCGGCCCGUCGUAGUGGCGCUGGUAAAUAAGUUGCGGACCGUCGCGGCCUGCAGGAACCGCACUCGAGAGCCCAUUGUCAACGGGUCAUUCGUUGCACCAGAAACGUGUAACGUGACUCCUCGUCACGCGGAACCCUCGGCUCUAAACCCAUCAGCAGAGCCGAAGCGGUGUCCGAAGAAACUGUCCAGGGCGAACAGCAUCUUACUGAGGUCGCCCGCCAUGUGCGGCGUGGUGGCCGACCGGAAGAAAAUGUUCGAACGGCGCUGAAACGGCGCUGGCCGGAAGUCGCCACGUCGCCGCCGUAUAUCCGGUGCGUGAUCUACGGUCGUAUUAAUUGUUUUAGUUAUUGUUGCGUUAUAAUGUCGUAAGAUUUAUGCGGAGCAAUGAUAAUAGUUAUAUUGUAAUACAAUUAUAUUAUAUUUGCCGCCUCCACGCCCACGCGCAAUACGUCCAAUA
Acyrthosiphon pisum (pea aphid) is the source of this 5734-nucleotide messenger RNA. RefSeq names its product myosin phosphatase Rho interacting protein outspread (gene osp). Gene Ontology annotation, molecular function: actin filament binding. The transcript has 23 exons. The record is from RefSeq and is a predicted model, not a curated record. Bases 350 to 5545 code for a protein of 1731 amino acids. NCBI's taxonomy places the organism in Eukaryota, Metazoa, Arthropoda, Insecta, Hemiptera, Aphididae. Gene Ontology annotation, cellular component: actin cytoskeleton.